Molecule: messenger RNA, 555 nt
Organism: Dioscorea cayenensis subsp. rotundata (Guinea yam)
Lineage: Eukaryota; Viridiplantae; Streptophyta; Magnoliopsida; Dioscoreales; Dioscoreaceae
Product: ethylene-responsive transcription factor 8-like
Exons: 1
Coding region: 11-442 (143 amino acids)
Biological process (GO): regulation of DNA-templated transcription
Molecular function (GO): DNA-binding transcription factor activity; DNA binding
Source: RefSeq, a predicted model, not a curated record
UCUCUCAACUAUGGCCCUAUCAGAGACCCUCUCCAUCACCAAUCACCAGAUCACCGCCGAAGACACCAGCGCUGCUCCUAAUCCGGCGCCGCAGAAGGAGAUCAACCAUUUCCGCGGCGUUCGGAAGCGACCAUGGGGGAGAUACGCCGCCGAGAUCCGUGAUCCAUGGAAGAAGACUCGCAAAUGGCUUGGCACCUUCGAUACCGCCGAGGAAGCCGCUCGCGCCUACGAUGAAGCCGCCCGCAGCCUUCGUGGCCCUAAAGCGAAGACUAACUUCGGCUACGGCGCCGGAUCUGUUCCGGCUUGGAGAUCGCCGCCGGUUUAUGGCCGCGCUGGUGCUGAUCGGACGGAGAAGAAGGUGGAUGGUGAGGAGAUGAUGGUGAUGAUGAAUAAGAAGAAGCCUUUCUCUUUUGAUCUCAACCUUCCCGCCCCUCUCUUCUAACUGAUCUAUUUCUAAUUUUCUUGGAUUUUUUUUUCUUUUUUUCUUUUUAGGUAUAUUUUUUAGAUCACUCGAUCUUGUAUAGCUCAUUUUUCAUGUUUUUUUUAUAAUUAUAU